AUGCUUCGUUAUCAUCCAGUUAUUGCUUUCAAAAAAACUGAUGAAAUAAUUAAACAUAUUGCUAAUUGUGCUGAGGGACAAGAGACAUAUUAUUCAGAAGAAAAAAAAAGAAAAUUUGAUAUCGAUGACAAUAAUUGUGAAAAUUUUACUAACAGAUGCGUGCUUGGUAAUAAAUACGGAACUACUAGAACAACGGAACUAAACAUUGAGGAACAAUUAAAUAAUACCAAAAGUGAUUUAGAUGAAAAUGUAGACGAGGCAGUGGUUACGAAAUUCCUAGUGCCAUGA
Molecule: messenger RNA, 288 nt
Organism: Ambispora gerdemannii
Lineage: Eukaryota; Fungi; Glomeromycota; Glomeromycetes; Archaeosporales; Ambisporaceae
Source: the annotation of a GenBank genome assembly